Olea europaea var. sylvestris is the source of this 1466-nucleotide messenger RNA. RefSeq names its product mitoferrin-like. The coding region runs from base 108 to 1076 and encodes 322 amino acids. Gene Ontology annotation, biological process: iron import into the mitochondrion. Gene Ontology annotation, molecular function: ferrous iron transmembrane transporter activity. Gene Ontology annotation, cellular component: mitochondrial membrane. The record is from RefSeq and is a predicted model, not a curated record. The transcript has 2 exons. NCBI's taxonomy places the organism in Eukaryota, Viridiplantae, Streptophyta, Magnoliopsida, Lamiales, Oleaceae.
AGUUAAUGGAGCUAUAAUUAUAUAUAUUUACUGCAAAACCCCCAAACUUUUGGACCCAGAUUUGGAAAUUCCCAUUUGCCCCGAUUCAUUCAUUUUUGUUCUUCUCCAUGGCCGCCGACGCCUCCCCGAAAUUCUCGAAUUCUGACCUAAUACAGGUCCCCCAGUUGCCCAAUUACCACCCAGAAAUCGCUGUUAUCUCGCCGGAGUCCGACGGCCUCCAGUUCUGGCAGUUUAUGAUCGCCGGCUCUAUUGCCGGCAUGAUUGAGCAUAUGGCCAUGUUCCCCGUGGACACUAUUAAAACCCGUAUGCAAGCCAUUGGCUCCUGCCCUAUUCAAUCAGUAGGUGUAAGAAAAACCCUUGAAUCUGUCCUCAAAUCUGAUGGCCCGAAAGGGCUGUACCGCGGUAUUGGAGCUAUGGGCCUCGGGGCUGGCCCGGCACAUGCUGUUUAUUUUUCUGUUUAUGAAGUUUGCAAGAAGAAAUUUUCUGGUGGAAAUCCGAAUAAUUCUGUGGCACAUGCUGUUUCUGGUGUUUUUGCUACUGUUUGUAGUGAUGCGGUGUUUACUCCUAUGGAUAUGGUGAAGCAGAGGCUGCAAUUGAGUAGCAGUGCGUACAGUGGGGUGUGGGAUUGCGUGAGGAGGGUAUUGGGGGAGGAGGGGAUUAGGGCAUUUUAUGCAUCUUACAGGACCACCGUAAUAAUGAAUGCACCUUUUACGGCAGUACAUUUUGCCGCCUACGAGGCGGCAAAAAAGUGUUUGAUAGAGGUUUCUCCAGCGAGCGCGAGUGAUGAGAGGUUGGUGGUUCAUGCUACUGCUGGAGCGGCCGCCGGCGCAUUGGCGGCUGCUGUAACAACGCCACUUGAUGUGGUGAAAACGCAAUUGCAGUGUCAGGGUGUCUGUGGAUGUGAUAGAUUUGCCAGCGGUUCAAUCAGGGAUGUUAUACAAACAAUAGUGAAGAAAGAUGGUUACAGUGGUUUAGUAAGAGGAUGGAUUCCUAGAAUGCUCUUCCAUGCUCCUGCGGCUGCGAUUUGCUGGUCGACAUACGAAUCCGUGAAGGCAUUUUUUCAAGAAUCAAACUAGCAGUAGCUAUGGUAACAUUACAUGAGAAACAAUGCAGACAGAAUGCCUUUUUUUUUUGCCCUUUAGAGGGCAUUCAUAUGCCGGGGGAUGGGCGAGUGUUCGACCGAGCAACUUUCUCUGCUCAAUUUGGUUCGUUUAACAGAUGUGAGAGGCUAUGCUCGCGGUUUUGGAGCAUAAUUAUGUUUACUAUUAAAAUUUCAGUUGUAAUAAGCCGGUGUAGGAGACCGCUCUCCCCUGUAUUUUUUCGAGAUUUUUACAAUGUACCUAAAUUUAUACAAUUUUCCUUUUCUAGGACUUUGUCUUAUGGAUUGGAAAAAAAGAUGUAAGGUCGAUCAGACAUGGAAAUAUUGGAUAUUAGCUGGUGAUGAAAUUUUAUUUUUCAUGGAUCAA